GCGCGUGUAACAGUUGUGAAAGCGCCGUGUUAACCUCACAAAGUGCAGAUAUGGCCGACAAAACGCCGCCUCAGAAAUCCAACGCUCCAUACGCAACCAGGAUAGAUCCAACCAAAGAGGGUCUUUCUCAAGAUCAGAUGCAUUUUAUCAGACAGGUGGAACUGGAACAGUGGAAGAGGAGAACGUCGAAGCUGCGGACACGAAACGUGGUGACGGGACUCGCUAUCGGAGCGCUCGUGUUGGGAAUCUACGGCUACACAUUUUACUCAGUCUCCCAGGAGCGGAUCAUGGAUGAGAUCGACGAGGAGGCCAAGCGUUUGAGAAUGCAGGGACCAAAAACCGGUGCCAACUGAGAUUUAAGUGUCAUCUGCUUGUUGUUGGACUUUGUUUCUGUCCUGCACUUAACAAGAAGGAGGACUCAUGCCACUGAUCAUAUUCCAUGGCUGCCUGGCUGCUGUGUUCUUUUUUUAAUGUUGAGAGAACUGGACUUUGUCUUGAUUUGAAGGCAAUUGUGUGGCUGACGAAAAACUAAGUGUGGUGUAGUUUUGAAGAAGUUUUCCUGUCAGUGGAAAGGACCAAUCCACUGACUUGAUCAUGACGUUAGAAGCUACACUGUAGCACAAUCAGCACCCUUUACUUUAAUCGGGGCUGGAAACAUCAGGUAAAGGGAAUAUAAAAAAAAUCAGUCAGCUAAUGACUUAAAAAUCUACAGUGGCCUUCAACAAUAGAGAAUGCCAGUGACACUGCAGAAAUAACAUUAUUUAUGCUGAUAAAGUUUUGAUUUAUGAAAUAAAAGCCUCAUGUAUUAGAUUGUUUAA
Molecule: messenger RNA, 818 nt
Organism: Pelmatolapia mariae (spotted tilapia)
Lineage: Eukaryota; Metazoa; Chordata; Actinopteri; Cichliformes; Cichlidae
Product: cytochrome c oxidase assembly factor 3 homolog, mitochondrial
Exons: 2
Coding region: 51-353 (100 amino acids)
Biological process (GO): mitochondrial respiratory chain complex IV assembly
Cellular component (GO): mitochondrial inner membrane
Source: RefSeq, a predicted model, not a curated record